Molecule: messenger RNA, 2132 nt
Organism: Dacryopinax primogenitus
Lineage: Eukaryota; Fungi; Basidiomycota; Dacrymycetes; Dacrymycetales; Dacrymycetaceae
Exons: 5
Molecular function (GO): protein binding
Source: RefSeq, a predicted model, not a curated record
UAAGUUGAGAGGAAUCAUCUCGCCAGCAAACAUGUCUACAACCGCACUACAGUUUGGUCCAGAGUGGAUGCGUAAAGCCCCUCUUUCGACACCGACGUCAGCCGUACCUCCCACGGCGCUCAAGAGCGACCGCGGGACGAUACCGUCAACCUCACCGGCGGCCAGCACUGGUUCACCUCUACCUUCCACCGCUGCUCAACAGCUGCAGGAAAUGGAGGGGCGCAGUUCGAGCUAUUCCAGCAUAUUGAGUGACUUUGGACAAGGGCCAAUUACACCUGUGACUGGACUCGAGGAGGACGGUAACCGUCCUUUUAGGUACUCCAAAGAACAGAUGGUCUCCGUUUGGCGUGACGGAGGUGGACGAGGGGAUCUACCAAUCGAUGUCGAGAGAUGGGAGGGCGUGACUCAGGAGGAAGGACGAGAGCCUGAGGCCGUGAGGGAAUGGAAUGACGAGGAACGUCGGUUCUACGCGGGGCCGAUCAAUUCUGAGCCCCCUCGUCGUCGCGCUGAUACACUGUCAAAUGCUCCGCUGAAUUCGCCGGUUGGAGAUCGUCCCCCCAGAGAGAGAAGGGAGACUUUCGGCAAACUUGGUGACGCUGGUCCGCCCAGUCCGAUGCGGGAGAAGUUCAGCAGUAGCGGACCUUUUAGUGCAAGCGUGCGCGGAAGGAGGCGUGAGGAAGGCUCGGGAGAUAUGCCUUCACCAGUCCGGGCCCGCAACUCAUCCUUCGGACAAUCCUUUUCCUCAGGUACCCCUCCGACGCCAGGCGGACUCGGUGCUGGACGAAGGGCCAUGGGUACAUUUGACGGUGUGCUCGGCGGUGGAGGCAGCAGAGAUGAAGGCGUGUGGAGCAGGCGCAAACCCGCUGAUGCGAGCGGCGUGAAUGGUACCGGCACGAGCUCUGCUUUCGGAGAACGCAGGCGGCCACUUGGACUGGGAUCUGGUGGCACGGAGGGUUCUGGAAACGCCACGGUGGCUUGGAGCACUGGCACGUCGCUGGCACGUCAUGGGUCCGGAGAUGAGCCUCAUAUACCGGAAGAGAGGGAUGUGGAACAGGCCACGAACCUUCAUCAGCCGCCUAUGGAACAUCAUACGAGCACCGGACUACCGAUAUCUCCCUCCCCCGAACCUAUGGUGAGAUCGUACGAGGCUGAUGUGGCCCUCAACGGUGUCCCCUCUGCUAUAAGUGGUCUUUCAAUGUCAGCAGAUCAGCGAAGUAUUGGCAUGGGUAUGGGCAGCAGUCGAGGCGGGCCGAGCCCAGACAUUCCUCGCACAACGUCGACUAGUAGCAUCUCCCCAGAGAACAUCAAUUGGUACUACAAGGAUCCGACUGGUCAAAUGCAAGGUCCCUUCCCGGCUCCCACCAUGCAAGAGUGGUAUGAAGGCAAUUAUUUUCCAGAUGAUCUGCUUUUGCGGCGCGAUGGCGACGACUUUCUCGAACCACUGCAAGAGCUGAAACGUCGUGCGGGUCCUCAUGCGAAAUUGUUCCUCUCUAUCAUUCCGCCACGCACUCCGCCCAAUCUAGUUCCUGUAUCCCAACCUAUCCCACAACCGUAUUCAGCCCCCGUCUUGGAAUCUCACCCCAAUCCUAUCUAUGGAACGCCGAACUACAGUAACAUGGAUACGUACGCCUCAUCGCCUAUCGUCAGUCAACAGCCAGGAUACGGUAUUCCCCAACGACAGCCCUCAUUGGAUUCGUUCGGCCCGAUCAGUCCUGUGGUACCAUCAUCCGUCAGGCAUCCAUCUCCUCGGCGUACGAUAGACACAUUGUACGCAUCUGAUGCGACACCGUAUGGUGCGAUCGGUCCUUCAGCGUUAGAUCGUGAGAGAGCAAGACAGCGCGAAAGAGAGGAGUUCAUUCGCCGCGAGGCGUUGAUGACCCAGCAACAGCAAAUACAGCAGCAACAGCAGCAGCAGUCAUUGGCACCUGGCGCACCCGUACAGAGGAACGGAUAUCGCAAUGACACCCUCAGUCGGGAUUCCCUCUACGACUCAAAUGCUCCCAUUGGGAACUUACAACGUAUGCUUUCUGAAUCUGGCCACAUGUCACAUCCUAUGGAUCAACAACAGUAUUUACCACUUGUCAACCCCCCCAACUACGGUCCGAGGUUCCAAUCCCCCAUUCAAAACACGA